UGAAGAGUUGUUAACGAGUGAAGGCCACUUCAUGUUGUUCAUAAUAACGUAAUCAGAUGCCGAGAAAAGUAUUUCAAAGCGGCGUCUGAGAUUGUUUAACUUAAAGGCGACAGAGUCUUGACUGAACGACAGUAAACUGUGAACAUGUCUCAGGAGGGAUACCAGCCACCAGCAGUGAAAACUACCGCAGACACGAGCUUGAAUACACAUGAAUCACAGAGGCCAAACCCCGGGAAGACACCUAUACAAAUCCUGCAUGAAUAUGGCACCAAAAGUGGCAACCUUCCUGUGUAUGUGAUGGAGAAGGCUGAAGGAGAGGCUCACCAGCCCAGCUUCGUCUUCAGCGUGAGAAUCGGAGACGUUAGCUGCACAGGUCAGGGUCCCAGUAAAAAGGCUGCUAAACAUCUGGCUGCAGAGGCUGCUCUGAAUAUUCUCCAGAUAGAUGCUGGAACAGUGAAUGUGCCUGUGAAGUCUGAGAGUAAUGGUGUUGGAGCUGAAACAAACAACCAUCCCAAUUCAGUGGGGAUACUGCAGGAGUUAGCGUUGCAGAGAGGAUGGCGUCUUCCUGAGUACACAGUUUUACUGGAGGCCGGUCCGCCACACAAGCGAGAAUUCACUGUUACGUGUCGGAUGGAGUCCCUGUCAGAGAAGGCUGUAGGAAGUUCAAAAAAGGCAGCGAAAAAGGCAGCAGCAGAGAAAAUGGUGGCAAAGCUUCAAAGCCUGUCAGGCUGCUCUGAAAUCACAUGGACUCCUAAACCGAGCGUCCGCUUUGAAAACUUGAGGAACUCGUCAGCAGAGAAGAUAUCUUUGCUGAGGAGAAACCCGCUGAGCAUUCCCAACACAGAUUACAUUCAGAUGAUGCUGGAGCUGUCCAAGGAGCAGGGCUUUGAGGUCACAUACUUCAACAUUGAUGAGCUGACAGUGAACGGCCAGUACCAGUGCCUGGCAGAGCUGUCCACCUCCCCGGUCACCGUGUGCCACGGCACAGGCAUUUCCUGUAGCAACGCUCACAACGACGCAGCACACAGCGCCCUCCAGUACAUCAAAAUCAUGGCCUCCAUCAAGUGAAACACUACAGUCAACAUCUGCUUCACCGCUAUCACAUAUAUCAGCCGAUGUCCAGUCAUGAUGAACUUGUAGAUUGUUCUUCCCGCCAGUCUUCCUGCCCGUGGACGAUGUGACGUCAAGGUAUAUUUUUUUAAUUCUGUACAAGACCAAGCAGAUCGUGCUCCAUGAUAACUGAAGAUACACUGACUUGAAUCAGGCAACUUCACAGCAGCAUUUGAGACAAACUCUCAAAAUUCUAAAUCUCUAAAUCUACCGUCUUGUACCGUCAUGUUUUACUUGAGAUGAUAUUUAAGCAAAUGCACUUGUGCAGAAGAAGGAGCAACAGCAGGAAGCACUUCCUCGAGACCUUUUAACUUGCAGAAUUUGAGCUGUCAGUGCUUUAUUUGUCCCCAUUUUUUAAGUGUUGCUUUAGUGGAAAUUAUUUAUUUAUAUUUUUUAGUGAGGAUGCUGAUAUUUUACGCUUCCACUUGACUUAAAAAAAUGUUUCAUUCCACAUAGUUUCCCUGCAGGAACAAAAGAUCUUAAACUUUUAAUUUACUCCUGAGAUAUCUGCCCGUCUGUAAACAGAAGUCACCUGAAAAUGAAAAUGAAUUGAAAAAGAAAGGUUAUUUUGACUGUUUUUUUUUCCUGCAUCAACUCUUCCAACUGUCAGAAUGCAAUCUACAGUACAACCCCUGCUGUCUUUAUCUGGUCGACUCCCAAAUUACACAUAACAUGUGCCUCACAGUACCAUGUGAUACAUUUCAUAAAUCUGUAUAAACUGAGCUCUAGUGGAGAACAUGUGUAUGAAACCAUAAAAUAAACCCUAAAUGUUAAUGAGUGUUGGUUUCUGUUAAUGCUCAUGUAAUGGACAGUAUUGAGAGAACAGAUUGCUUCCAGCAGCCGUCCUCAUGUUAUUGAAUGAAACGUCUCUCGUGGGAGCUGACCACUUGACAGCACGUCAAUUUAUGAGGCUGCACGUCCUGCUGUAUUAGGACAAAGGCAAUUACAUCAGGGCCUGC
Molecule: messenger RNA, 2069 nt
Organism: Chelmon rostratus (copperband butterflyfish)
Lineage: Eukaryota; Metazoa; Chordata; Actinopteri; Chaetodontiformes; Chaetodontidae
Gene: prkra
Product: protein kinase, interferon-inducible double stranded RNA dependent activator
Exons: 8
Coding region: 145-1068 (307 amino acids)
Source: RefSeq, a predicted model, not a curated record